AUGAGACUCACAACUAUCAUCGGAUCGUUCGUCGCCUUUGCUGAAGCGAUCAGCAUUCCCAGCACCGGCACUACCUCGUUGAGAGAAGAGGCAGCAAAGAAGAACCUUCUCUUUGGUUCAGGCGCUACCAAUCCAGCAUAUCUCAACGAUUCCCAGUUUCGUGCUGUUCUUUCCCAGCAGCUCAACAGUCUCUCUCCUGAGAAUGAACUGAAGUGGAACUUUGUCCAUCCUGCCCAAUGCCAAUAUGAUUGGCACAAGCUCGACACUCUCGUCGCAUUCGCCGAUGCCAAUAAUAUGAAAGUCAAGGGUCAUGGUCUUCUUUCACCAUGCUGCAACCCAGAUUAUGUCCUCAACAUUACCUCCCCUGACGCCCUCCGUGCUGAAAUCACCAAUCACAUAGAGGCCAUUAUGCAUCGCUACCGGGGUAAAAUGGAUCGAUGGGACGUUGUCUCCGAGGCCCUCAAGACCAACGGCAGCGGUUUGUCAUCCAACCACUUUUACGAGACGCUGGGUCCCAGUUGGGUCGAGGACAGCUUCCGCAUAGCCAGAGCAGCAGACCCAGACGCCAAGCUGUUUCUCAAUGAGAAUCUCGUGGAGUUGCAGCCAAAGAAGCGUCAAGAACUAUACGAUAUGGUUUCUAAACUCAUUUCAAGAGGCGUUCCCAUCGAUGGAAUCGCUCUGCAGGUGCAUAUCACCCUUGAGCCCUUGGUCACCAUUGCUGAAAUGGAUGUUCAUACCUGCAACGCAACCCAACUAGCCGAGAUAUAUGGCAGCACCAUUAAGGAAGCUCUAGACGCAGGCAUCACUGACAUAUCUUUCUGGGGCUUCACCGACAAGCACGCGUGCACGUGGCUCCCGGGAGCCAAGCCGUUGAUGUUCAACGAGACCUAUUACCCCAAGAGUGCUUUCUACGCGACCCAUAGUGCCCUCGCUGACUUCAAUGAGAGGUCUUGA
Molecule: messenger RNA, 954 nt
Organism: Fusarium subglutinans
Lineage: Eukaryota; Fungi; Ascomycota; Sordariomycetes; Hypocreales; Nectriaceae
Product: glycosyl hydrolase family 10
Exons: 2
Coding region: 1-954 (317 amino acids)
Biological process (GO): carbohydrate metabolic process
Molecular function (GO): hydrolase activity, hydrolyzing O-glycosyl compounds
Source: RefSeq, a predicted model, not a curated record